Aureobasidium melanogenum CBS 110374 is the source of this 150-nucleotide messenger RNA. RefSeq lists its product as uncharacterized. The coding region runs from base 1 to 150 and encodes 49 amino acids. Lineage: Eukaryota; Fungi; Ascomycota; Dothideomycetes; Dothideales; Saccotheciaceae. The record is from RefSeq and is a predicted model, not a curated record. The transcript is spliced from 2 exons.
AUGCUCUCAAACGACACAGCGUAUGAUCGUAGGUUCUCACGUGCUGGAUUGGCGUACAAGAUUGAGCUAUCUAUGUUACAGCACCCCUAUGCAGAUGUGUCAGGCCGCAAACACAAGCAAACAGGGAGACCCUGGCGCGACAAAGACUGA